CAAUCCAAAGAUUGGUUCAUAGAUGAUCCAAAAUCUAAUCCAUGACCUCUCUCUCUUCUCCUCUGAAAAAAUCUCUUCCACUCCCAUGAAUUCAACAACAUACAGAACCAACGCACACUCUUCGCCACAUCCUUCGACAUUUUUCCCAGAACUGGGAAAAUGCAGAACCAUGCGAGACUUGAAGCAAGUACACGCCAAAUUGAUCAAAACCGGCCAAAUUCAUGACCCUCUCGCAGCAGCCCAAGUCCUCCGCAUUUGCGCACUCUCCGAACCUCCUCACCGCGACCUCGUAUACGCCCGUCUCGUGUUCGAUCAAAUGCCCCAACCCAAUUGCUUUUCCUGGAACACCAUCAUCAGAGCACUCUCCGAAAGCAACAAUGAAGAAGACCCAUUGGAGGCCUUAAUUCUAUUCAGUCAGAUGAUUCAGAAUCAGUUUGUCGAACCCAAUUGCUUCACAUUUCCUUCUGCUCUCAAGGCCUGUGCUCGAACGGGUCGGCUCGAAGAAGGUAAGCAACUUCAUUGUAUGAUAGUAAAGUAUGGUUUAGAUAGUGAUGAGUUUGUUCUCAGUAAUCUUGUAAGAAUGUAUGUUAUGUGUGGAGUCAUGAAUGAUGCUCAGGGACUGUUUGUGUCCAGCGUUGAGGUAGAAAAUUCGGAGAAGAGAAGAGAAGUGGGUAAUGUGGUUUUAUGGAAUGUGAUGGUUGACGGAUAUAUCAGACUUGGGGACUUUAAAGCUGCAAGGCAGUUGUUUGAUAAAAUGCCGCAAAGAAGUGUUGUGUCGUGGAAUUCCAUGAUUUCUGGGUAUGCACAGAAGGGGCAGUUUAAGGAGGCAAUAGACUUGUUUUGGGAAAUGCAGAUGGGGGAUGUGUGCCCAAAUUAUGUUACCUUGGUUAGUGUUCUUCCUGCAAUUUCACGGCUUGGGGCGCUUGAUUUGGGGAAAUGGGUACAUUUGUAUGCUGAGAAGAGCAAGAUUGAUAUUGAUGGGGUGCUCGGUUCUGCUUUGGUUGAUAUGUAUUCCAAGUGUGGGAGCUUUGAGAAGGCUAUUCAGGUCUUUGCGAGCCUACCUCAAAGAAAUGUCAUCACUUGGAAUGCUGUCAUCAGUGGGCUUGCAAUGCACGGUCAAGCAAAGGAUGCACUAAAUUAUUUUGCAAGGAUGGAACAAGCGGGAGUGACACCAAGCGAUGUAACAUACAUUGGUGUCCUGAGUGCAUGUAGCCAUGCAGGUUUGGUGCACGAGGGCAGGUCAAUUUUCAACCAGAUGGUCAGGGUUUCUGGCUUGGAACCAAGGAUUGAGCAUUAUGGGUGCAUGGUUGAUCUAUUAGGCCGUGCAGGUCUCCUAGGAGAGGCUGAAGAGCUCAUUCUGAAUAUGCCCAUCAAACCAGAUGACGUGAUACUGAAGGCUUUGCUUGGUGCUUGUAAGAUGCAUGGAAACGUUGAGAUGGGAGAACACAUAGCAAAACGUCUAAUGGAAAUGGCUCCUCGUGAUAGUGGAUCUUAUGUGGCACUGUCAAAUAUGUAUGCUUCUUUGGGACGCUGGCAGGAUGUUGCUGAGUUGAGACUGAAGAUGAAAGAGAUGGACAUAAGAAAAGAUCCCGGAUGUAGUUGGAUUGAGCUCGAUGGAGUGAUUCACGAGUUCCUUGUGGAAGACAGCUCCCAUCCAAGAGCAGAAGAGAUCCAUAUUAUGUUGGAAGAGAUGUCUAACCAAUUGAGUUUGGUAGGUUAUCGGCCAAACACUACACAGGUCUUCCUUAACAUUGAUGAUGAAGACAAGGAAAAUGCCUUACACUAUCACAGUGAGAAAAUCACAGUAGCCUUUGGCUUAAUUAGUACAGCCCCCCAAACACCACUUCGGAUAGUGAAGAACCUCCGAGUCUGUCACGAUUGUCAUGCUUCGUUAAAACUUUUUUCAAGAAUUUAUAAUCGCAGAAUAACAGUGAGAGAUCGAAAGCGCUUUCAUCAUUUUGAGAACGGAUCAUGUUCUUGCAUGGAGUACUGGUAAUUUCUUGAUGCUAGCUCUUCAAUUGACAUUUAUUUUGUUCAACAGUAAUAUCUGGUUGAACUAUACACAUAUUGGAAUAAAGUGUGGAAACUGUAUAACAUAUCCUCUUACAAAUACAUUUGGAAUUUUGAUGAACAACAUAAAAUUGAAUUUUUUAUGUUUAGGAAUGCUA
Messenger RNA from Cornus florida, 2168 nucleotides. RefSeq names its product pentatricopeptide repeat-containing protein At5g48910. NCBI's taxonomy places the organism in Eukaryota, Viridiplantae, Streptophyta, Magnoliopsida, Cornales, Cornaceae. The record is from RefSeq and is a predicted model, not a curated record. Gene Ontology annotation, molecular function: protein binding; RNA binding; zinc ion binding. The transcript has a single exon. Gene Ontology annotation, biological process: RNA modification. The coding region runs from base 23 to 1996 and encodes 657 amino acids.